AUGCCGCACAAGCGUAAAACACAUAAAGUACAUGUUAAAACUGUGCAAACUCAACUGCAUGCAGCUCCAAAAGUUUGCGUUAAAUCUAAUCAUGGCUCGGAACUGGAAAAUACACUUUCGCCACCAAGACCGGCAUUGCGAGAAGUACCAUCAUCUACAACGGGAAAUCUCUUUGCAGUGCCGCAAAGUAAUACAACAAUACGCAAACAUGAAGAACUGAACGCUUUGCAAAAUAUGCGCGCUGUUGUUGAUCCCAAUUUGACGCCUCGUUCCAAAGCGGCCAUAGCACCCAAGGUCACGGUCAAGAUGAACUUUGCGCCAAAUGUUGCUAUAUUCAAGAAUCUAACGCCACUCAAUGUAAACGAUACGCUUUCAAAUUGGGAGGUGUCUAAACCAUCGAAGCCUAUCCCAAAGACAGAACAACCGGAGCCUGUUUUGAAUCAAUAUGUGGAGACUAUAAAGCCUGUUGAACGCUUUAUGCCAGAACCUGCUCUUCAGUUAGAGUUUCCAAACGAUGAUUAUGAUUUUCUGCAAGCUUACAAGAAAAUGUAUACAUUUAAAUAGUACAUACAUAUUUAUUUUUCUUUAAAUUAUAUUUUUUAUCAUAA
This is a messenger RNA of Drosophila sulfurigaster albostrigata, 608 nucleotides long. RefSeq names its product protein PPP1R35 homolog (gene Rcd4). The coding region runs from base 1 to 564 and encodes 187 amino acids. The record is from RefSeq and is a predicted model, not a curated record. NCBI's taxonomy places the organism in Eukaryota, Metazoa, Arthropoda, Insecta, Diptera, Drosophilidae. The transcript has 2 exons.